This is a messenger RNA of Maniola jurtina (meadow brown), 609 nucleotides long. RefSeq names its product U6 snRNA-associated Sm-like protein LSm4. Gene Ontology annotation, cellular component: spliceosomal tri-snRNP complex; U6 snRNP; P-body. Lineage: Eukaryota; Metazoa; Arthropoda; Insecta; Lepidoptera; Nymphalidae. The coding region runs from base 127 to 543 and encodes 138 amino acids. The transcript has a single exon. Gene Ontology annotation, molecular function: U6 snRNA binding. The record is from RefSeq and is a predicted model, not a curated record. Gene Ontology annotation, biological process: P-body assembly; nuclear-transcribed mRNA catabolic process; spliceosomal snRNP assembly.
CAUAAGUAAUAACCUCAAAUAUUUGACAACUGACAAGUAAACAAAAAUAAACUUGAAUUUAUUAUUUUCCGAUUUUCUAAAUAAUACCGCUGUUUUUGUGCAAAUUUCAAUCGAAACUAACAGAAAAUGCUUCCAUUAUCGUUGUUACGAACGGCCCAAAACCAUCCUAUGCUGGUGGAGUUGAAAAAUGGCGAAACAUACAACGGGCAUCUAGUGAGUUGUGAUAAUUGGAUGAACAUUAACUUACGAGAAGUUAUUUGCACUUCGAGAGAUGGUGAUAAGUUCUGGAGGAUGCCAGAGUGCUAUAUACGAGGCAGCACGAUCAAAUACCUUAGAAUACCUGACGAAGUUAUCGAUAUGGUGAAGGAAGAGACCCAAGUCAAAACCAGAGGUCGUGGAGAGAUGAACAAGGGUAGAGGUGGUCAAAACAUGAGGUCUGGUAGAGGAGGCAGUCGUGGUGCGUUUGGAAACCGCGGUAGGCCUGCGCCCUUAUCACGCGGCGGCGGGAACGCGGGUCGACCACAGAAUAAAAACAAGAAAUGAUUUUUUUUUUUCAUUAAAUAAAUUAGGUUCUUUUUUAUGUAAAUUAUAAGUAUGGCUAAGUAUUUA